UUGUGUUUGUGCCGUCAACAGUGGAUGACAGCGGCCGCUGAGCUUCAAAGAAUAAAGCACACGCCGCCUGUUGGAAAAUAGGCUGCGUUUGUUAUAUUGUGUAGCCACAUAGCUAGUUAGUUAACAUCUCCUGUUAUUUCCUUUUAAAGUAUUUAUCUUUAAAGAGGGAUACCGGAAAAGUUUCCCCCGGGUAGCUGCCCUUAGCGGUCGCAGUCCGUUAGCUACAGCUAAACCGGAGACGGGAUGUAAAUUAAUCCAGACGGGACCAGCCCCAGGAGCCGGUAGCAGCAGUCAGUCACACCCUUGUCUGGGGGACACUGAGGGGAACACUGUCUGCCGAACAACAUGAGACUGCUAUGUUAUGCUCUUUUAUGCAAGUACACGUUAGCCCGGAGCUGCUGAACUGGAGAUCGGGAGCACCAGUGUGAGUUAACUGGGAAGUGUGGACUGGAUAUGACUGACUCAUCAUCAUGGCACGAACAGAGGAGAUAACCCUGAACCGUCUCUGUGCUGCAGUGCCAACCAGGCAGCCUCACAACUAGCUAGGACAGUUAUCUACACAUUCAGUCGUUUAUUAUUGUUACUAUUUGUAUUAUUAAGUGGCAUCAUGAAUGCCCUCAUGUACACCUUUGUCACCCGUGACGACAACAGCACUGUUUAUGCAGAAGUUUCCAAAAUCCUCCUCUCCACUGGAAAAUGGAAGAGGCUGAAAAGAGACAAUCCCAGAUUCAACUUAAUGCUUGGUGAGCGGAACAGACUGCCCUUUGGACGUCUAGGUCAUGAACCGGGGCUGGUGCAGCUGGUGAAUUACUACAGAGGAGCAGACAAGCUCUGCAGAAAGGCGUCCUUGGUCAAGCUAAUAAAGACCAGCCCGGAGCUGUCCGACUCCUGCAACUGGUUCCCAGAAUCCUACAUCAUCUAUCCCACUAACCUCAACACCCCCGUUGCUCCAGCUACAAAUGGCAUUAGCCAUCUAAAGAACAAUCCCAAGACAGAUGAGCGGGAAGUUUUCUUGGCCUCUUAUCACUCUAAAAAGGAAAGUGGGGAGGGUACGGUGUGGAUAGCCAAGUCCUCAGCUGGAGCUAAAGGUGCUGGUAUUUUGAUAUCCCAUGAUGCUAAUCAGCUGCUGGAGUACAUUGAUAAUCAGGGACAGGUUCAUGUCAUUCAGAAGUACCUGGAGAAACCUUUACUUCUGGAGCCGGGACAUCGGAAAUUUGACAUCAGGAGCUGGGUGCUAGUGGACCAUCAGUACAACAUCUACUUGUACCGGGAGGGUGUGCUGCGGACGUCCUCUGAGCCCUACAACAGCUCCGACCUCCAGGACAUGACGAGCCACCUGACCAACCACUGCAUCCAGAAGGAGCACUCGCAGAACUACGGACGAUACGAGGAGGGGAACGAGAUGUUCUUUGACGAGUUCAGGCUGUACCUGCUGAACACUCACAACGUCGCCCUGGAGACCGCCAUAUUACCUCAGAUCAAGCAGAUCAUCAAGAGCUGCCUGACGUGUAUUGAACCGGCAAUCAGCACCAAGCACCUGUCCUACCAGAGCUUCCAGCUCUUCGGAUUCGAUUUCAUGGUGGAUGAGAGCUUCAAAGUGUGGCUCAUUGAGAUCAAUGGAGCUCCAGCUUGUGCACAGAAACUGUAUCCAGAGCUAUGUCAAGGUAUCGUGGACGUGGCUAUUUCCAGUGUCUUCACCCUGAACAACAGCAGUGACUCCUCAUCCGCUUCCUCCUCUCCUUACUCCUCCUCCCCAUCCUCCACCUUCACCACCAACUCCUGCUCCUCUCCCAAACUGAGAGGCCCUCUCCACGUGGGGCCUUUCACCCGACUGUAAGCUCACGCAGUAACACCCCGCCUCCUCACCUCCUCCCCAAACUAGAAGCUUCCUCGUGCUCUGUCCUCACUCCUAAACUCACCACCGGAGAAGUAGCACAUGCCAGCAAGCCGAGCCUUCUGUCACACCUGGAGGGGCGGGGAGGUCGUCCUGAUCUCUUCUCUCCUGAUUAUGCAUAUUAUGAAUGUGAGGAUGCUGAUGAUCAACAGACUUUGUGGGAGUUUCUGACUGAGGACAGACGCCCUUCCAUCUCUGUUCCACCACCACUGCCGCCGCCGCCGCCACCGCCACCAGUUUCUCCCCCAAGCAGAUUAAUGGAGGUCUGACGGAUACAGAUGAAGUGAGACUGUAGUGCCUUACAUUUCCAACCACGCUACCCUUAAAAAGACUGCCAGUUAGCUUGCUCUGUUACCGUGACUUGUACUUGUUCUAUAAGCCUUUGCACUGUUGCUAAAUAAACUCAACGCGGUCAUGAUCCGUCCACAAGAGUUAGCAUAAAACAGAUUCCUCGAGAUCGGAGAUCUAAGUGAAUUUUCUCAUCAGACACUUUUUGCAUUUUUUUAAAAUCACUUUUUUAAAGCUUAGCUGCAGUGUCUGUAUCCAGAAUGAGGGAUGCUAACAAGAAGCUACGGGGAUUGAUGUGAUUUGAAGUGCUAUGUGUAUAUUUCUGCUAUCGCUACGUAGCUAACAUUAGCAUCAACAGGUGUUUACUCACCUGUCUAGAGGAGAUGAUGCAAGCUCUGUAUCAAACUUCCUUGCUUUACUCACCAAGAGCUGCCUCCAUCUGUGGAAAGAAAUGCUAGUGUUAGCGUUUGUUUUGCGUCUAUUUCUGUCACCUCUUCUACUGAAAUUAGCAUGCUAACCAGCUAGCCCUGGCCCAUCCCGUUUCAUCCGCUUGUUAAGUUGUGACGUCACAACCGACAAAAAUACUUUUUCGGGUCCACCUUCACUGAGACUCUCUUGUUUUCAAGAUGCUGCAGUGCUGUGUCCAGUGUUGUUCGAACAGAUCUGAGACCAAAAAAAUAUUCAGUGUCAUUGUACUGCUUUCCUUGUUACGAGAAAGAAAAGAAGAAAAUGGCUGCAGUUGAUAAGUUACAUUUUUUUAAACAAAUGAAGAAAAACAAAGUUUGAUGCCACUGGGUGCUAACGUUAGCUGGCUAAUCUUGCUAACAUAAGCAGUGGUUACCUCUGAUAUUGGCCAUGGGUUUUACAGGGUGUUUCUUGCUAUGAGCCCACAUCUUUGUGUUUUGGUCGUCAGUCCUUUUCUGUGCUGCCCAGCUAGCUACCUUAGCUAGCUAUCUUCACUCAGCUUCAAAAUAGUUGAUUAUAGCUAACUAUUUUUGCUAUUUUUGGGGAGCACGGAAAAAAAACUGACAACUGAAACACAAAGAUGUGGGCUCAUAGCAAGAAACACCCUGUGAAGCCAAUUGCUAAUAUCAGGGUUACCUGCUUUUACCAGUGGAUGCUAACCAUUGCUCACAUUAGCGAGGUUAGCUGGCUAACGUUAGCACCCGCUGACAUCAAACUUUGUUUUUCCCAUUAACUGCAGCCAUUCCUCUUCUCUUUCUUGUCACAGGAAAGCAGGAGAAUGACAAUGGCUAGUUUUUGGACUCAGAUCUGUUCAGACAGCACGAGACACAGCACCGCGGCAUGUUGAAAACUGGAGAGCCUCUGCAAAGUUUGACACGGGAACAGUAUUUUUUUGGCAGAUAAUACCACUCUGCGACAGUGAGUUACUGUAGCGUCCAGUCUAAGAUGAGAGGAUGUAUGCUAAACUUGGUGAGCAAACAGCUAUUACUGCUAACGUUGGCCAUGUAGCGAUAGCAAAAAUUUACAUACAGCACCUUUAAACUUGAGACUCCCUUAUAUUCUAUUAUAUUAGCUUAUAUACUAACUGAACAACAACAACAACAUUCCUCUAACUUGAUCAUGUAGACGCUACAUAUUAUUUACACUGAGGGCAGCAGGGAGACGUCGUUUAGCCCAAAAACCCAGGUUUACAUCUGAGUCCCUGACCUCUGACCUCUCUAUGGCAGAGAAGAAAAAAAGAAAACUACCCCCUUAAUGGGAUCAGUGAUGUUAUUCUGUUCUCCCUCAAAGUUUUAUUUUAUCAUUUGAGGAGAGAGCAUGUUUGUGUGAUGGCAUGUAAGUAGUGCGCAUCCUCAUUAAUGGCACCUUUUUGCCCCCAGUUUGUGAGGAGCUGCCCUCAUGUCCCCGCGUUCUGUUUCUGAUUUACAAAACGAUAGACCGUAACUGUAAAGUGUAAACUGUCGACAAGUGUGUGGAUUAUGUUUCUGAGCUGUUGAACGUAGAGUAGAUUGUACAGAGUGUGUUAUUGAUUAUGUAAGACCCCAUGAAAUAAAACUUGACACAGUAAAUGUUUGUUUAUAAGAGAAGCAGAUGGAGACCAGAAACAGACAACUUUACUUUAUGGUUUUUCACUCUGGUCUUGUGAACACACACUGUGUCAAAUGACCAAAGAAAAGUGACAGUAUACAGACGUUUAGUCGUUGUCUGACUCCCUUUCUACACUAAUUUUGUUUGAGUUUGAUUUAAUGUAUUUUUUGUUUCAUGGGGUCAUUAAAAGUUCUUUACCUUUAUUUUAACGAAAUCUCUUUGUGAAUAUCUGAGGUGUAACUGUCCACGAUGGCCUGUGUCCGAUCUAUUUUAUGUUUCUGUUUGGUAGAAAAGAGUUCAAAUUUUGUGACCGCUGCAUGCUGGGUAGUUGAGUUUUGAAACUGUGUUUCCAGGGGCUCAUUUUAAAGAAGUCAUUGGUCUUUCAUGUUGUUUGAAUCCCUACUGUUCUCUUCUUCUAACCUCAGCUUUGCUUCCUGCGCUUUGAGUUAACAGAAGUUAAGGGACAUUUAAGUUUUUUAAUCACUGUGUAUUUGUGUUUACAAGAUGACUCUGAAGAAUGAAGGAUAUGUAAGUGGCUGAAGGAAGAUUGGAUAGUUACAGGGCAGGUUAAAGAAACCUCAGUAACCACGACAGGUGGUUGUUAAGUUGGUGUCCUCAGAUAGAAGGAGACGAGUUAAACAGCUCUUGUUAAAUACAGCUACAGUUCAACUCUUUGAGUGUUUCUGCAGAAAGUUUGAAGUUAAUAACUCGCCCUGUUCACCUGAUCUGGCCCCUCAGACUACUACAGAUGAAGAAGGAGCUCAGCAGCUGCCAUUUUGACAGUUGAUGCCACUGCGACCAUUUUCUCAGAUGGAGCUGACUUUCAGUUUUCAACGACCCGAAACAGAAAAACCACAAAAGUUAUUAACUUCAAAUUUUCUGCAGAAUCACUCAGAGAGCUGAACUGUACCUGGAUUUAACAACAAGCUGUUUAACUCAUCUUCUUCUACCUGAGGACACCAACUUAUCAACCAACAAUUGAUCCAUUACUGAGCCCUGCUGAAGCUGAAUUAAUAUCAGUUUUGGAAAGAUUUUAAUGUAAGUAGGUUAUGAUUGUGUUGGUAAAAGGGUUACAAGUGAAAUUUCAAAAGCAAAUUAUCAGUAUUUUUUAAAUUUGUUGGGAAAUGUGUUUCCAUCAAAGGGACGGGUGCCUUAGAGGGAAUUGCAUAUUGACUUAAAAAAAAAAAAAAAGAAGCAGCAGCAAUGGACCUCCAGCAUUUAAACGCACCUUCAUUUGUUUGUUUGUACUGAAGCGAUUUUUGCUUUGUUCGUUUUGAAUUCAAUGAUGUCAUUUCCUCUUACUCGGAGUUUCUUUGCACAUCUGACUCAGUUUAUCAUGUUUUUUUUUCUCGUUUUGUAUAUUUUUUCCUCUCAUCUUUACCAAAGAUCAAACUCCUGCUGUUUUUUCAGUGUCAGAUAAUGUUUUGUAGUUAAAUAUAAUCUGGACAUUCUCACAUCAACCGGCCGACGAGGAUCUAAACGCGAAUAUCAUAUUCAGAGGGAUGUCUGUGCUGUGCAUUUGUUUAGGUGACGUUUUAUUCAAGAUCUUGCAUGAACAUUUGUCUUUAUCAGAAACAAUAUUGCUAGAAUAAAAAAUACUACAAUUAUCAA
Molecule: messenger RNA, 5845 nt
Organism: Lates calcarifer (barramundi perch)
Lineage: Eukaryota; Metazoa; Chordata; Actinopteri; Centropomidae
Gene: ttl
Product: tubulin tyrosine ligase
Exons: 7
Coding region: 608-1837 (409 amino acids)
Biological process (GO): protein modification process
Source: RefSeq, a predicted model, not a curated record